Molecule: messenger RNA, 2435 nt
Organism: Pomacea canaliculata
Lineage: Eukaryota; Metazoa; Mollusca; Gastropoda; Architaenioglossa; Ampullariidae
Exons: 8
Coding region: 385-1488 (367 amino acids)
Biological process (GO): protein transport
Cellular component (GO): cytoplasm
Source: RefSeq, a predicted model, not a curated record
CACCGGUCUCCACUUCACAACUCUGAGGUUGCCCCACAUGAUUAAAAUAUACUUCCUGGUCUUUUUUUCCUAGUUUUCAUUGAUAUCGUGAAGCGAGGUCGUAAAUCCGUUCUUGCUAGAAAUUUCUUGGUUUUGCUCCUUUGCGCUGGGUGCGUCCACUUGUUUACCUGUCCGCAUUCAAGAGCAGGAGACACUAUAAGAAGACGGAGCACAUAUCAGUCCGUCUGUCUGUCUGAAUAUCUACCUAACUGUCCGUUUGUCAGAUAUCCAACCUGUCUCAUUGUGUCGAUCCACCCGUCCAGCCGUCCUUCUGUGCUCCUGUGUACACGCUCUCAUGCCAACUGCGGAUUUAUUUUUAUAAUAUCUGAACACAAGGCAGGCAGAAUGUUCACACCUCGAGACGGUUAUUUGAUUGAGCUCCCGCCAGACAAAUCUCAAGCAGAGUACUUCCCCGGGGAAAUCAUUCGAGGACGUGUCUACAUUCGAUGGGACCCUUCAUUUCCAGUUCCAGUCUUUCAGAUGCAGCUGAAGGGUCAGGCCAAAGUUGUGUUAGGCGGGUACAAAAGAAAACUGUGCCACCGGGAAGAGAUCCUGAAGACCCGCCAGGCCGUCAAGAACAUGAGGAGACCUACACAGCUUCCCGUGCUACCAUCAAACACCAACGUGUAUGAAUUCGAGUUUCUUCUGCCACAUGAUUCGCCCCCGUCGUUUACUAGCCCCAGGGGCAAUAAAGGUCGCCUCAAGUACCGCCUAGAGCUGAUAAAAGCCGAACCACAUUAUGACCAUAUCUAUCAAGCCAUUGACAUCACUGUCAAACCUUUCCAGCCUCUUGCAGGAAAUCUGGUUGCUAUGCUGCCGGCGUUACAAGAACAGCAACAGGCUCGUCACUACUUCUGCUGCGGCGCCGACAGGCGUAUCGAGGUUCGCGCCCUCUUGACUCAUGUCGGAGUUCACUGUGGUGAGGUCAUCCCUUUCCGGGCCUUCAUCACUAACCAUUCUAAGUACUCCACCAUAUCUUCUCACGUCGUUUUGAAAAGGCGGUGGAUGUGGUAUUCUAUUGGUGUGACGACUAAUGGCAGCGAGAGAGUUUCGACUUUCAACAAAGUGUACCGUGGUGCGAUUCCACCCGGCGGCAGCAUGAGGUGGGAUCCAAGUGACUAUCCUCUGCUGUUGCCUAGCGACCUGUUUCCCAGCGGCCCUUCUGGGUGCGCCAUAAUGAGAGUCUCAUACGAGCUAGUGUUUACUGUCGUCCCGGGAGGAAUGGUUCGGAACAUGAAGCUCCGGUUGCCGAUAAUCGUGGGCACCGAUGUGUCACCACAUGUCAGGGCAUCCAUGGAGAGAAACACAGCCGCCAGUGCCGCAUCAGUCAGAGAGGCAGUGAUGUUACACCUGCAAAGAAACGCUGUGACAGAGAGACCAGCGGUGGAUGAAGUUCCACCUGAACAGGACAGACCUGGAUUGCACGAAAUGUCACCAAUACACUUAUAAUUAAUAUUGCACAGAACCUUUGAUACAUGCAUAAGAUCCAGAAGUUUCAGAAGGUGAACAGUCCUCAUCUACAUUUUUAUAAACGAUACUUAAACGUUUGAAAACAAGAACUUUUCUCUUGGAUUGGACACUCUCACUUCUGCCGAAUGACUUGCUUGGUCUUUGCUUAUUCCCCUUUCUUCUGUUUCCUAUAAGAAUUCAAGAAUUGACACCACUAGCAUCACCGUCGGCACCAGACACUGGGAGUCUGUUGAGAAGACAGUGUGUUGAAUAGAGUUUGUUCUAUUCUGGACAUGAUGCUAACUUUAAUUGGUCAGAAACUCUUGGGAAGGAACCUUUGUCCUCCAUUUAUUAGACAGCAUGAGAGAGUGUGGUCUACUCGACCACAGCUUGUGAUGACUGGCGUCCUAGGUGAUGCUAACCUUUGUUAUUGUUUAUUCUGCAUUAUUUUAGCUAUUGGCAAUUCAUGACUAAAACAUAUUUUACUGUGGUUAAGCCAAGGAGGUAAACGGCUUGCCAUUUAAGUCUUUUGUCAUAUUUCUUUCCCAUGGCAAUUUUAAAAUGUAUUGUAGCAACAGACAUUAUUAAUAACGCCAGAACCUGAAAUAGAUUUUGUAUCAGGAGAUAAUACUAUUGCUUAUAAUAAUAAUAAUAAUAAUAAUAAUAAUAAUAAUAAUAAUAAUAAUAAUAAUAAUAAUAAUAAUAAUAACUCAUUUUUUAAAUUUCAUCAGCACCAUUCUGUGACUUAAUGCGAAGUUGCCCCAUUACUCUAUCAGGCUAAGUAAAAAGAAACUUUCUAUUAGUCUGGAGAUUAGAGUUGUGAGGUAAUAAUGAGACAUUUGGGAUGCACGUUAAUUGAACGAUCAUUUCUUUUGAAUUGUGUAUACUGUUACGUGUCAAGAUCACCCCAUUUUUUAUAAUUAAAUUAAGAAAGGUCCUGCAAAGAG